AUGGCCACCUGUCUCACUACUAUCGCAUAUCGCAUAAUGAUGGAACGGUUGAUCAAACAACUACCACCGCUAUGGCCUCAGAAUGGACCCACUAACCCACAGUCCCACUGUUGCGAUCCUUGGCUGGUUGAAGACAACUUGAAGACUCUCGCUAUCUUGGACAAACUCACCGGUCGGGGAGGUGGGAAAGAUGAAGUCCUGCCGACAAUGGACCCUGCUUCUAUGCGCCACGUGGAUCCUCACACCUUCCUCAAAUCCCAUUCGCUCGAGCAUAUGCGGGCAAAUGCCAGCCCCCAAGCAGAAGAACUGCAGCAGGAGAUGAACAAGCUGAGUGAAAGACUGGAGGAUAAGGUUGGAGCGAUAGGAGUGCCCGAACAUCCAGCUCUACCGACGGCAGGAUUGUGA
This is a messenger RNA of Letharia lupina, 405 nucleotides long. RefSeq lists its product as uncharacterized. Bases 1 to 405 code for a protein of 134 amino acids. The record is from RefSeq and is a predicted model, not a curated record. Lineage: Eukaryota; Fungi; Ascomycota; Lecanoromycetes; Lecanorales; Parmeliaceae. The transcript has 2 exons.